This is a messenger RNA of Harpegnathos saltator (Jerdon's jumping ant), 3673 nucleotides long. RefSeq names its product Leucine zipper and EF-hand containing transmembrane protein 1 (gene Letm1). Gene Ontology annotation, biological process: intracellular monoatomic cation homeostasis. Gene Ontology annotation, cellular component: mitochondrial inner membrane. The record is from RefSeq and is a predicted model, not a curated record. NCBI's taxonomy places the organism in Eukaryota, Metazoa, Arthropoda, Insecta, Hymenoptera, Formicidae. The transcript is spliced from 7 exons. Gene Ontology annotation, molecular function: ribosome binding; calcium ion binding. Bases 160 to 2463 code for a protein of 767 amino acids.
GAUGACGACACCAGCUGGUCUUUGAUUGUGGCUGCUAUAUUCAAAGUGAUCGGUGGCGUGUGAUGGGCAAUAAGUUAUCGCGUGUGUGCAACGAGACGAACGAGACAACACAAAUCCGAAAGAAUUCAAGUAACUGCGAAAGAAGCGUGUAAUACUGACAUGAACUCCUUGAUUCUCACGAAAAUGAUGACCAGCCGCGGUGGAGUUGUUCGACGAUACUCCUCAUUAAAAUUAUGGUACAAUAUAAAUCAUACAAUAAAUGGUACACCUCUAGUUUAUACAGGUUUACACAAUCCAAAUAAACUAUUGAUGGAGCCUAUAUCAUCAUCGAUAUGUAUUAAUAACACAACAUGUCUUCCAAUUCGUACAUUCUAUUUAACUCCAAAUUGGAAAGGCCAGGAGUCAUCGUCUAAAGUUGAAGAAACAGUGAAGAAUAUCAAGGAAGAGAAGGAACUGAAGCAGAAAAUAGUGGGUGGUCUUAUAAAAGAUGAACCGUCAAAGAAAGCUGUUACUAAAGUCACAAUGUGGCAAAAAAUUAAAAGCGAAAUAUUGCAUUAUUAUCAUGGUUUUCGAUUAUUGGGACUUGACAUGAAAGUUUCAGCAAAGUUAAUAUGGAGAAUUUUGCAUGGCAAGGAGCUUAGCAGAAGGGAACAUAACCUGCUGAUAAAGACAACUGGAGAUAUGUUCAGGUUGAUUCCUUUCUCUGUUUUUAUCAUUGUUCCAUUUAUGGAAUUUUUACUUCCUGUAGCAAUUAAAUUAUUCCCUGGUAUGUUACCUUCUACUUUUCAAACAGCAACUGAAAAGGAAGAUAAACUUAAACAGGCCCUAAAGGUCAAAAUAGAAAUGGCCAAGUUUUUGCAAAAAACAUUGGAUGAAAUGGCUGUACAAUCAUCAGACCACAGAUCUGAGAAGGCUAAGGAAUUUGCAGAAUUUUUCUACAAAGUACGCACAAGUGGUACCGUUGCAACUAACGAAGAAAUCAUGAAGUUUAGCAAACUUUUUGAGGAUGAAAUAACUUUGGAUUCUCUAUCACGACCACAGUUAAUCGCUCUAUGUCGUGUACUGGAUGUACAGACACUUGGCACUACUAAUUUCUUAAGAUUUUUGCUUAGAAUGAGAUUGAGAAGUCUUGCUGCAGACGAUAAACUGAUCGAGAAGGAAGGAGUCAACACCCUAACUAGAACUGAGUUACAACAAGCUUGCAGAGCACGCGGUAUGCGUGCUUAUGGAUUGCCAGAGAACAGAUUAAGAGAUCAGUUGUUACAGUGGCUGGAUUUGAGUCUAAAUAAGAAAGUUUCACCUUCUUUAUUGUUAUUAUCACGAGCGCUUAUGAUACCAGAAACGGUGCCUAUGUCGGACAAGUUGAAGGCGACUAUAUCAGCUUUGCCUGAUGCGGUGGUCGCUCGUACGAAAGGCGCCAUCGGGGAGAAAGAGGGUAAACUGGAUCACAGAACGAAUAUUGAGAUUAUAAAAAUGGAGGAACGUAAGAUCGAAGAGGAAAGAAAGGAACAGAAAGAAAUCGAGCCACAACCGAUCAUUUCAGAACCUAGCACUAAAGAAGAUGAAAUUACCACUACAGAUAUGAAAGUUCUAGAACAGGCUCUGGAUUCGAUUGGCAAGGACAAUAAGAAUAUGGCUGUAGAGAAGGAGGAAAUAAAGGAACUUAAAGAAGAAAUGGCCGAAUAUCAAGAGGACAUUAAAGAAUUAAACCAAAUUAAAGCAGAGGCAAAGGGCCAAAUAGAUAUAGAUAAUAUUAAAGUAUCAAAAGGCGCUAUGAGAUUAUUCAAUAAAGUAAAUAAGAUGAUUUCGAAGAUGGACGCUGUUCUGUUGGAACAAUCUGAGAAGAAAAUGAAACAGAGAAUGGAAUCGUUGGGUCCUGACGAGGUAAAGGAUGCCAAAAACGUUGAAGAGUUGGUCAAGAUCGACGAAUUAAUUGCAGCCAUUAAGCAAAUUCAAAAUGUACCCGAUGAACAUCGGCUAAAACGCAUAGCAGAAAUUUUAGGGAAAAUUGAUGAUGAUCAGGACGGUGCUAUCAAAAUAGAAGAUGUCUUAAAGGUUGUAGAACUAAUAGGUCAAGAAGAUGUUAAACUAAGCAAAGAGCAAGUAGACGAAUUAGUAGAUUUAAUGGACAAAGAGGAAGUAUUAUUAAUGGAGGAGCAAAUGCAGAAGUCAUUGCAGAAGAAUUCGAACGAAAACCAGGAAGAAAAUAUGAAAGGCACGCAUAAGUCCACGGUGCCUGCUACGCCAGUAACGAGCGAGCCGGGAUUUGGAAGAGAGGAAUUGCUAGACGAUGCUGUUAGGGAGUCCAGUACAUCUCACACGGGCUCGUCUAUCGAGGAGAGCAAACAGAAAUCGGCCGCUAUCCUCAAAAGUAAUUCCAAAUCUGAGGAAGUGAAAAAUGCCCCACUUAGACCGAAUGUUCCACCGACACCGAAGAAGGCGGAAGGUUCCAAACAACUGUGAUUAUCGCACAAUGAAGCAUAAAUUAAUAUAUCUAAUUAUCGGAGCAAUAUUUUUACCAAAAUUUGACACCACAAAGUUUUGGUAUGGAUCUUCGUCUGUAUGUUGUAUCCCGCACAUGUUCUUAUUUUUCGUUUUCUUCUUUCCAUCCUUAGCAAAUCUUUCCGACAUUAUUUGCUGCAAGUAGAGAACGCAUCGUUAUUACGGUGAAAGUUAGUUAAACGUUUUGUACUCGUGCGAAGCACAAAGACAGGUUAAAAUAAUUGGUCGUCGCUGAGGUAGAGCCGAUAUAACAUUGCGUUGGUACAUUAUACAUAGGAUGUAUACGUGGAUAUACGUCUGCUAAUGUCUGUCAUAUGAAAUAUCGAAUUAAUAGGUUAUCUUCAAUUUCGUACCAUAAACAGACACACAUAUACACAACCUCGAAGUUUCCAUUCGAAGACUGUGAUGCAUUUAACAGCAUCAUUUAUUACACUGUAUCUUUUUAUCAGUAAUAUAUAUACUUGUGCUAAAUAUGUUACUAAAUGUUCAUUCACCGAAGUUUAUCGUCGAUGUUACGCGUUAAUUCUUCUCAAGAAUAUUCUGCAACGUUGUUAACAACGAUAGAUAAACGAGGUAUUAAAAAAAGAAGUGUUCGGUCUCUGUUAUGAUAUACAGAUUAACUGCAGUGCAUCCAGAAAGUAAUCAUUCCAUCUGUCUGAACGCCAUUCUUGUACAUUUGUGAUAUAUUUGACAUACUGAUAGUUGUAAUUCAGAACAGCAGUCGUAAAUUGCACGCGAAUUACUUUGCAGUUUCAACAGUUUGGGCUAUUUGGCGAAAGAGCGAGAUACAUCUAUACAUAAAAAAAUGUACAGUAAUUUAUAAUUUAUUUUAUCACUUGUAAAGCAGAGGGACAUGAUCCUACGUCAUAUAUAUAUAUAUAUAUAUAUAUAUUAUAUAAAAGUGGAUAAAGUGUAAAAAUAUAUUAUGUAUAUGUACAAGUAUUACCCGCGCUCAUCUUACGUAGAGUGCUACAUUUGCAGAAGAAACUUUAUUAAAAACUUAGUAUUUCUAUUUAUGACGAAAUAUUGUAUCGGUAUUGCAGUGUCACAUAAAAAAUCGGGAGAUAUUUAUAUGUACAUUUGCAUUAUUCUUAACAAUGUUAACCGGGCGAAGACCAUUUGAAAUGUAUUAUAAAAACAUGAAUUUUCAACAUAAACUUUCAGAAGAUUA